Molecule: messenger RNA, 2365 nt
Organism: Urocitellus parryii (Arctic ground squirrel)
Lineage: Eukaryota; Metazoa; Chordata; Mammalia; Rodentia; Sciuridae
Source: RefSeq, a predicted model, not a curated record
AUGUCGGGCCCCGGGCCGCGGGAGCCGCCGCCUGAGGCGGGCGCGGCGGGCGGCGAGGCGGGCCCCGAGGGCGCGGGCGGCGGGGACGCGGCGCUGGGCGAGUCGGGGCUGAGCUUCACGACCACGGACCUGAGCCUGGUGGAGAUGACGGAGGUGGAGUACACGCAGCUGCAGCACAUCCUCUACUCGCACAUGGAGGCGGCCGACGGCGAGCUCGAGGCGCGCCUCGGCUCGGCGCUGCUGGCCGGCCCGGGCGCUGGCGCGGGCGCGGCGGGCGCGCUGGCCCCGGCGCCGCCCGUGUACCCGGUGCUCUGCCCGCCGCUGGCGGCCGACGCGCCCUGCCUGGGCCACGUCGACUUCCAGGAGCUGCGCAUGAUGCUGCUGGGCGAGGCGGGCGCGGCCGAGAAGACGCCUGGCGGAGCGGACGGGGCGCGGGCGCGGGCCGACGGCGCGGCCAAGGAGGGCGCGGGCGCCGCGGGGCCCGAGGGCGCGCCCGAGGCCCGGGCCAAGCCUGCCGUGCGCGUCCGCCUGGAGGACCGCUUCAACAGCAUCCCGGCUGAGCCACCGCCGGCGCCGCGCGGCCCUGAGCCCCCGGAGCCCGGCGUGGCGCUCAACAAUUUGGUAACUCUUAUUCGACAUCCAUCUGAAUUAAUGAAUGUUCCUCUUCAUCAGCAACAAAACAAAUGUACAACAUUAGUGAAAAAUAAAACCGCUGCAGCAACUACUGCUUUGCAGUUCACCUAUCCACUGUUCACAAGUGCCUGCUCCACUGGUGGAAAUCCCAGCCUUUCACAGACGCAGAGUUCUAGCAACUCGUGUUCUAUAUUGGAAGCUGCCAAGCACCAGGACAUUGGACUGCCCCGAGCAUUUUCCUUCUGUUACCAACAGGAGAUUGAGUCCACAAAACAGACUUUAGGUAGCAGAAAUAAAGCUUUGCCUGAGCAGGUUUGGAUUAAAGUGGGAGAAGCGCUAUGUAAACAAGCAAUAAAUAAGAGGAAUCGGAGUAGAAUUCGUCAGUUGGACACAAGUGUAGAACGGCGGGCCCUUGGAGAGAUUCAGAAUGUGGGUGAAGGCUCCACCGCUGCACAGGGUGCCUGGCAGUCCUCGGAGUCCUCGCAGUCUAACCUGGGGGAGCAGGCCCAGGGCGGGCCCCAGGGAGGAAGGUCUCAGCGUCGCGAGAGGCACAACCGGAUGGAGCGAGACAGGAGGCGCAGAAUCCGCAUUUGCUGUGAUGAGCUGAAUCUUUUAGUUCCGUUCUGCAACGCGGAGACGGAUAAGGCAACGACUCUCCAGUGGACCACGGCAUUCCUGAAGUACAUUCAGGAAAGACAUGGGGACUCUCUUAAAAAGGAUAACUCAAACUGCCCUUUGUUUCCUGGAAUCUAUUGUCACAUACCAAGUCCAAUAUGAACGAAGCUCUGCUCGUUAAUGAUGUAACUUUUCAUUUACUAAAGUAAUGAUCCAGCCUAGAUUCAUCUGUGGGAUGCUGUGCCCGUUGUCCGAUAGCAGGGUGAGCACUGCUGCGCACCGUGCAUUGCACUGUGGUCUGAGGGGCUCAUGGGGCGUGAUUUCUGCCCUCAGAAAGCCUGGUGAAGGGGAUGAAAGCAGAGUAGCACAAGAGCAGAGCAGAAAGGCAGACGGGUGUCCCAUAAGUGGCUUGGGCCUCAGUUACGUCCAUAGGGCAGAGGGUGACCAGGGGAACCAGUACUUGCCCUACACUCCUGGCUUCCUGGGGGGCUGCUGGCUGCCCGGGCCCCAUCUGUGCAGCUGUAGGCUGUGAUGGCUGGUGAGCCUGCUCCGUUCUGCUGGAACUGAAUGCUGGUUGGAGUGAGUUCAGUGAGUUCAGUCAGCCCCUGGGGCUGCAGAGGGAGAAGAGGCACUCAAUAGUUGGUUUGAGCUGUGCCUUGGGGGACCUCAAUGUGGGGUGCUAGCCUGGAAUUCUGAUGGUCAGCACCUGGCUCUGUCCUCCCAGGAGUGACCAGGCAGUGCAGUACAUAAACCCUCAGCAUCCUGAUUUUAUCUUUCCCAAGCUGUUGGGCAGUUGCUGCUGUUGACCCAGCAGGAGUCUGCUUGGAGGCGGGGCUAAGGUGGGUGCGGCAAACCUGGAACCUUCUCAGAAAGGGUGCCCACCCAUGGCCAAGCUGCACUGAGCUGGGCCACCUCUCUGGGCCUCGCAGCAGGGCCUAUUCUUCCUUUUCCUGAUCUGUGUCCACAUGACAUUUGCACCAUGCACAUUAGCUAAUUUUGUAAGUCCCUUACUUUGACAAUACAUUUAAUUGCAUUUUAAAGCAAUAUUAUGUCAAUUUUAUUCUAAUUGGAUCAUUUAUGGUUAUUGAUAAUGUUGCUUUUUAACAUUAUUUGUUAG